Molecule: messenger RNA, 1344 nt
Organism: Colletotrichum orchidophilum
Lineage: Eukaryota; Fungi; Ascomycota; Sordariomycetes; Glomerellales; Glomerellaceae
Exons: 3
Coding region: 1-1344 (447 amino acids)
Biological process (GO): positive regulation of transcription by RNA polymerase II
Cellular component (GO): nucleus
Molecular function (GO): DNA-binding transcription factor activity, RNA polymerase II-specific; transcription cis-regulatory region binding; zinc ion binding
Source: RefSeq, a predicted model, not a curated record
AUGGCUGGUCAAACUCACAGACGCUCUCGCAACGGAUGUGGGACAUGCCGAACGGCCCGUAUCAAAUGCGACGAGGCGCGCCCAUUCUGCAAGCAGUGCGAGCGCCGUGGUAUUCCCUAUCUCGCCUUCAUUUGGAAGGAGAACUCUAUCCUUCUCCCAGCUAUUUUGGCCGCCGGGUCUUCUCACCUCUAUGCUCUUGGGAAAAUCAGACAAGCGGAAGUACUCGAGAGGAAGCAAAAGGCGCUCUCCACCAUGGUGGCCUGCGUGAAACAGCCAAGACCAAUCUUGAGCGGCCAGGGCCAGAACCAGACGUCAUUCCCAGUGUAUCUAAGUGAAGAGGCAAUCGCAGCAUCAUCAGCGCUGGUCGGCAUGGAAAUCAUGCAAGGAUCACGGACACCGUCAAUCGUGCCUCUUCUCCGAGGCAUCAGAGCGCAGAUUGAAGAGAGAGAAAGGGCACGGAAGCGAGCGGAUACAAAUUGGCAAAUCGAUAAGGAUACCCCGAUGAUGGCGGUGAACGUCAAGAUGAUUGCUUACAUUGACACGCUUUGCUGUGUGCCAUGCGCGGCACACCCAGUCUUUGACCAGCAGUCCUGGCAAGAUUUCAUCCUGCCAAAGUGUCCACAAGACUCUCUGGAUAGUGGCCCAGACAUCGUUUUCGGAUACUCUAGGCGCAUCUUGCCCCUCAUAGGCGCAGCAGCUUCGCUGGUCGACGACUUCUUUCGCAAAACGAUAACGCCAGAGGCCUUUGUCUUCUCCCGCUAUCGCCUGCUAGAUCAACUUGAAUCAGCUUGCCGAGAUCUGCCUGCCGCGCAGCAUCAGCCGGACGCAGAGACCGACCCGUCGGCCCCGUCGACGAGCAUCAAGAUUCGAGAUUCCAACGCUUGCAUCGCGGCUGCUCUCGCCCACAGCCUGGCAACGCAAAUCUUCCUGGUCCGCGCGGACGAGGGCGACUCGAGCACCGUCAGGGCGGAACGUCCUACAAAACACCCCCAGGCCCUGGUCGAGCAGCUCUCCGGCGCCGUCGCCGCGGUUCCGCUCGAUACCCAUGCCGCAACCAUGAUGGUGUGGCCCGUGUUUGUGCUCGGCUGCGAGAGCAUGGCGGUGAGCUCGAGGCGGCACGCAGUAGAAGCCCUAUUCGAGAGAAUCAUUGACAAGCAGAAGCUUCUCAAUAUCUCGGUUGCUCUCCAGCUUUUGCGGGAAAAUAUGUGGAAGAUUGGUGGUGUGGCGGCACGCGGUUCGAGCCCUGCAAGAAGUUUGUCCCCUGCAAAAGAGCCGUAUCGAUAUACGCAAAGUGAAUGGGUCAAGAUGUGCUGGAAAGAGCGACUGCAACUUUGUUCGGCUUAG